Messenger RNA from Ochotona curzoniae (black-lipped pika), 1223 nucleotides. RefSeq names its product MRG domain binding protein (gene MRGBP). The record is from RefSeq and is a predicted model, not a curated record. Gene Ontology annotation, cellular component: NuA4 histone acetyltransferase complex; nucleus. Lineage: Eukaryota; Metazoa; Chordata; Mammalia; Lagomorpha; Ochotonidae. Gene Ontology annotation, biological process: regulation of transcription by RNA polymerase II. Bases 1 to 603 code for a protein of 200 amino acids. The transcript is spliced from 5 exons.
AUGGGGGAGGCCGAGGUGGGCGGCGGCGGCGCCCCGGGCGACAAGGGCCCCGGGGAGGCGGCCACGAGCCCGGCGGAGGAGACGGUGGUGUGGAGCCCCGAGGUGGAAGUGUGCCUCUUCCACGCCAUGCUGGGCCACAAGCCCGUGGGUGUGAACAGACACUUCCACAUGAUUUGUAUCCGAGACAAAUUCAGCCAGAACAUCGGACGGCAGGUGCCCUCCAAGGUCAUCUGGGACCACUUGGGCACCAUGUACGACAUGCAGGCGCUGCACGAGUCCGAGAUCCUGCCGUUCCCGAACCCAGAGAGGAACUUCGUGCUCCCAGAGGAGUUCAUCCAGGAGGUCCGGGAAGGAAAGGUGAUCCUGGAAGAGGAGACGAAGGAGGAGAUGAAGGAAGACCUUGAUCCCCACAGCGGGGUUGACGAUGUUUUCUCGUCGGGGAGCUUGGGCAAAGCAGCGGAGAAGUCCAGCAAGGACAAGGGCUCCGAGCUGGGCUGCAAAGACGCGGCGGACAGACGCAAGCGUGGCCGUGUCACCGACAAGGCGCUGACGGCCAACAGCAACCCCUCCAGCCCCAGUGCCGCCAAGCGGCGCCGCACAUAGCCCCAGAGUGCCACAGCCUCAGCGCGUGGUCGGCUGGGCCCAGCACUGCGGGGCUGCGUGCCUGUGGCCAACAGCGAGACGCUUCAGGAGGCCGCGCCGUGGCCGUAGACCCGCGGACCCUGGAGGGCGCAGGGGCUGGGUCUGUCUGCUCUGAAGAGAGCCAGUGGUCCCUGUGCCACCACAUCCGGGCCCUCGGGGGCCCACAGGCCGGGAGACACUUGGCCCGGAACCACCUUGUGCUAGCAGCAGCCCCGUACCUGCGGCGCCCACCGCAGCCAAGCCCCUUGGCUCCCCGGCAGUCCUGGCAGCACGGGCCUUGGCGUGCACCUGCGGAAGCGGCCGCAGCGGGCGCCUAGAGGGCGAGUCGGGCUGCCGUUUCACUCUUUAGUUUUUCAGGAACCUGUUUUGCUAAGGUUUUAUAUGAGAAAAAUACUGCGGACGUUAACCGAACGUUAACCCCGCGUCGUAUUUUCCAGAAGUUUGGCUUUGGUAGCCACUGAGGCGCCUGUUGCCGUUUUUGUAGCCACACCGAGGAUUUGUAGCGGGUAUUUUUGUAUCAUCUAGUAGCUGGGGCUGAGGAUGAGGAGGGAGGCACUGUGUGCCCACAUUAAAGCACAGAA